Messenger RNA from Pseudogymnoascus verrucosus, 2057 nucleotides. RefSeq lists its product as uncharacterized. Bases 1 to 1887 code for a protein of 628 amino acids. The record is from RefSeq and is a predicted model, not a curated record. NCBI's taxonomy places the organism in Eukaryota, Fungi, Ascomycota, Leotiomycetes, Thelebolales, Thelebolaceae. The transcript is spliced from 5 exons.
AUGGACAACGAGAUUCCAGAGAUCGACACGGGUCGGGGAGAAUGGGACGAAGACUAUCAGGCAAAGGUUCUGGAGACAAAGGCCCUGGAGACAAAGGCCUUGGAGACAAAGACCUUGGAGGCAAAGACUGGUCCGGAUGCUGGGCCACAGCGCGCAGCUACUCAGCCCCUGCGUCCUGCUGUUGCCACAAACCUGCAUAACAAAGCUCCACCGCAUGAUGGUCUCGGGGCACGCGAGAUUCUGGCGAAAGAUAGCCUGCCAGUGAAUCACCUCGGGGUCCCAUCAUCUUCAGCUAACAAUGGGCUUGCUCGUAGGGCUUCAGAGUCGGUCCCAAGCAAGGCUCCCGCAUGGAUGAUCAAGAAAUUCACUGAGACCAAGAAGUCUAAGCAAGGUUGGGCAGAGCACCCUGGGCUCAUCACAACAAGAAAGGGCAACCAGAUAGCCUUGGAUGCAGCCACUAACAAGUAUCUAGGCCCUAUUCCAGAGAACACUGACUUCAACUGCACGGGGUACUUCGGUCAUUGUGAUCCCGAUCUCAUUGCGAGUCAGAACGUAGACAAAGCAUGGGAUCGUAUCCGCAUUGCAUACCGUGUCUAUAUAGCCCUUGAUGCUGAAAAUAAAACCAUUGUUGUUGAGGCCGAGACGGAUGAAGAUUGCGUAACAGCUCUUGGCCGCAUCAGAAUCACCCUGUUUCACGCAGAGGCUAACGAGCGAACCUGUCGUGCUCGUUAUAUUGUUGAGCCGCCUUCGGCAUCAUCCAUGCGCAAAGAAGUCCUUGGUGUAGAGUUAGCGGAUUCAAAGGACAAACUCGACAAGUGUGUGAAACUAGCUGGCCCUGGGCUAGGUCCAAAAGAGGUGAAGGAAUGGGAGCAGAAGAGGAAGGAACUUAUGGCCUUGAACGAGAAAGUAUUUGCAGACCACUUGGGCAAUGCUUUUAUCAAUCUGUGUGCGUUGAACAGCAGCAUGAGAAUGAGAGUGCAAUUUGGCAACAUAAUUCUGAGACGCUACCGUGCUGAGAUGGCGAAGUCAGGGUUUGCAUUCGAGAAAUUUGUCGAUAUGAUGGGUCAGUCUCGGACGGGUGCUGUGUUCGAAAAGACGAUCGGUGGGAAUGAGUUGGGCUUCCAACUUAUUCGCAAAAUCCAUCAAUCUACUGAUUUGUUUUGUCCUUUGGACAACCUGAUCGGAAACAUGUCCGACAUCAAGCCCAAGCAGAGACUUGUAUACAGAAAAUGCGGAACUGUCGGCUUCCGCCUCGAGGCAGAUAUCGAUAUAUCGGCGAGGGGCGGCGAAUACCAACUUGGAGAAAAUUCGCUUUAUAAAGAGGAUAGUGCUCUGAAGAAGCGACUUGACAUUGGGUUUCUCGGCUUUGACAGCAAGUUCCAUUGGGCUCUCGAGAUUAUGACCCAGGAGAGGCUGUCCUCCAACAGCGUCUCCAUCCAAGCCACGGCACAGGAACUUCUCUCAUCUGCCAAAGUCGAGGAAGACAUCAUGGGCUUUCCUUACCCAUCCGCUGGUCCCAAUAGACGUUUGAAUGGCAACGACACGGCAAACAUUCACACUAUCUUUCAAUACAAACUCAUGGGCACUCCCUACGUGGUGCAAAUUCUACUGUCCAGAGGAAUUUGCUCAGACACUGUUGGUUACUGCGGAGCCUCCAUGUACUCGACGAAUUGGGACGACCACAUGGGACCGAAUGAAGGAGAAAUCUGUGAACGCUGGAAGCUGGGAUCUGAUCUUCGGGUGCUGUUUCCUCCACCUCCGUCACCAAAGCCAUCUUCAUUUGCAGCUGGCGGUCAAGUCAUUGACAAGCAUGAAGGAUUCCGUGCGUUUCUCGCUGCUGUUGCGAAGGUUCAAUCUUUUCUGAGUGAAGCUGCAUCUGGCAAUUAGUUGACAGGUUGGGGGGGUUAUAGAUGGAUGGACUCGUGGGAAACCACAUUGUGUUGCAAAUGUACUCAAUCCAGCAGCGGUAAAUAGCAGUAAGACAGGGACAGGGACAAGUACUCGUUUUCACAAUGUGGGAAACAGAGAAUAGCAAGACAAUGAGACAAAGAUCAACC